CACUGAAAGCAGCAAGGAGACGGUGUGCUCAGCAUCACUCAUCCGGAGGAAGAGUGUAGGGAGAUAUUUGGUACCUCGCAGCCAAUUGGAGGAGAGGUGACACUGACAGUGGGGUGCUUUCUGCUCCUCUCUCCACCCAUCCUCCAUAACACCCCCCUCCCUGUCAUCCCCACCACCGCCAUCCUCCUCACACACAAAAGCAGUGCAAUUAGCUGAUUUAAGAGACCGAGGCUUAGCCAGCUGCAAGAGGAAAAUAAUAAUAAAAUACCUUGGAGGGGAGGGAGGCAGCAGAGGAAGCAGCAGCCAUGGAAGAAUACAAAUAACUGCCCUCAAUUCCACCACCCCCCCCAUCAACAAAAAUCCAAAGCACAAAGCAACAACUGCUGCGAGAAAGGCCGACCUAGAUGCAUCCCCACACUCCUCCGCUGAGAAAACCGCACGUAUCCGCAUCCGGAUCGGGGCGCUGGACCUGCUGAGCAGCCCGGCUCCAUCGGGAGGAAUGCCCGGCUGGGAUACAGGCAGGAUCUGCUUUGUUCCUCGUUAGCCACAAGCAUCGACUGAGCCCUUCCUCGAGGGAACUGCCGCGCAGCCAGCCCCUCUCUGAGCACGAUGGGAACCACAGAAGCCACUUUGCGGAUGGAAAACGUGGAUGUGAAGGAAGAAUGGCAAGACGAGGACUUCCCCAGACCUCUCCCAGAAGAGACAGGGAUGGAGUCGCUGGGCAGCCCUACAGAAGACGAGAAUACAUCCUCUCCCCCAAAUACUUUGAACUUUAAUGGGGCGCAUCGUAAGCGGAAGACACUCGUUGCACCCGAAAUCAACAUUUCCCUGGACCAGAGUGAAGGCUCCAUUCUCUCCGAUGACUUCUUGGACACACCAGAUGACCUCGACAUAAAUGUGGACGAUAUUGAAACUCCUGAUGAGACAGAUUCCCUUGAAUUCCUGGGAAACGGGAACGAACUGGAAUGGGAAGAUGACACUCCUGUAGCCACAGCCAAGAACAUGCCUGGGGACAGCGCAGACCUCUUUGGGGACGGUGGGACAGAAGAUGGGAGUGCUACUAACGGGCGGCUCUGGAGGACUGUCAUCAUUGGAGAGCAGGAGCACCGCAUCGACCUCCAGAUGAUCAAACCCUACAUGAGGGUGGUGACACACGGAGGAUACUACGGAGAAGGUCUCAAUGCCAUCAUUGUCUUUGCUGCCUGCUAUCUGCCCGACAGUAACCUGGCCGAUUACCACUACAUCAUGGAGAACCUCUUCCUGUACGUGAUCAGUAGUCUGGAGCUGCUGGUGGCUGAGGACUAUAUGAUCGUGUACCUAAACGGAGCAACGCCCCGGAGGAGGAUGCCAGGCCUCGGCUGGCUGAAGAAAUGCUAUCAGAUGAUAGACAGAAGGCUGCGUAAAAACCUCAAAGCAUUGAUAAUUGUGCAUCCUUCGUGGUUCAUCCGGACAGUGCUGGCGAUCUCCAGACCCUUUAUCAGUGUGAAGUUUAUCAAUAAGAUCCAGUAUGUUCACAGCCUGGAGGAACUGGAGCAGCUCAUCCCAAUGGAGCACGUACAGAUCCCAGACUGUGUCUUACAAUAUGAAGAAGAGAGGAUCAAGGCCAGAAAAGAAAGGGCAGAAGAGAAACAAGAUGUGGCUGAGAAGGAAAGCAGGCCUGUGCCCCCAGCAGAGGAUCAAGAAACCAGUAUGUCAUGAAUCGAAGCAGAGUGGAAUGAAUGGAGCAGAAGAAUGACGCAGCCUGGCAGUCACCCACGUAAAUGACCUUUUGGUGUAAGACCUUGUCACCAUCUUAUUCCAAGUUCUGUAAGAUCACGGAGCCUGCCUCCCCUGUCUCCAAGAUGCAAAGUCCUUUAAACUUUUUGAAAACAUUUUACUUUAAAAAAAAAAAAAAAGAAACAAAACAACAACAA
This is a messenger RNA of Athene cunicularia (burrowing owl), 1913 nucleotides long. RefSeq names its product ATCAY, caytaxin (gene ATCAY). Bases 610 to 1698 code for a protein of 362 amino acids. NCBI's taxonomy places the organism in Eukaryota, Metazoa, Chordata, Aves, Strigiformes, Strigidae. Gene Ontology annotation, cellular component: cytoplasm. Gene Ontology annotation, biological process: apoptotic process. The record is from RefSeq and is a predicted model, not a curated record. The transcript has 13 exons.